Messenger RNA from Vicia villosa (hairy vetch), 1126 nucleotides. RefSeq names its product fasciclin-like arabinogalactan protein 12. The record is from RefSeq and is a predicted model, not a curated record. The transcript has a single exon. The coding region runs from base 81 to 839 and encodes 252 amino acids. Lineage: Eukaryota; Viridiplantae; Streptophyta; Magnoliopsida; Fabales; Fabaceae.
AUAAGACCACUCCUUCCCUCACUUCCACUUCAAAGACCACUUCUCCAUUCUCACAUUUUCUCAUUCCCCUCUCAAAGAUCAUGAUGAUGAAGUUCAACUAUCCUCUCUUCACACUCUCACUUCUUCUAACAACCCUCCUCCAUUCCACCACCCCAACUUCAGCAGCAACCGACUCACCAGCCCCAUCCCCAUCCUCAGCCCCAACAGACAUCAUCAGAAUCCUCAAAAAAGCCGGCGGUUUCACCACCUUAAUCCGCCUCCUCCAAACAACACAAACAUCCACACAAAUCAAUGCUCAGCUUCUCAACUCAAACAACGGCCUAACACUCUUCGCACCCAACGAUAACUCCUUCUCGUCUCUCAAACCCGGUUUCCUCAACUCCCUUAACGAUCAACAAAAGAAUGAGCUUAUCCAAUUCCAUGAACUACCCUCUUUUGUUUCUCUCUCGAAUUUCGAUACUUUAAGCAACCCGGUUAGAACACAAGCCGGUGAUGAUCCUACAAGGUUAGCAUUGAACAUAACAAGUUCAGGGAGUCAAGUGAAUUUGACAACCGGUGUUGUGAAUGCUACUGUUGGUGGAAGUGUUUUCUCUGAUCAUCAGCUUGCUAUAUAUCAAGUUGAUAAGGUUCUUCUUCCUAGAGAUUUCUUUGUUCCCAAGUCACCUCCACCUGCUCCUGCACCGGAAAAAGCUAAGGACUCUAAGAAAAAAUCUGCAGAGGGUCCUGCUUCUGCUGAUGAUGAUACUAAAUCUUCUGCUAUGAGUUUGAAGGACAAAACUGGAAUCAUGUUCGUUGUUGCAGUUGCUUCGGUUGCUGUAGCAACUGUGUUUUCAUUGUGACUGUUAUGAGAGGUUUGAACAAAGUUACAAAAUUUUCAGAAUGCAGGAAACUAUAUUAUUGUUUGCUUCAUGGAUCUUGUUUUCAUGUGUUGGAUUGGUUGGAAAUUUUUGUAGCAGCUUAUAAUGAUUGUCAAUUGCUCUUUCUUUUUUCUUUUUCUUAAGAUUGAAGUAAGUUUGUGGUGACAAUUGUAUUCAGUUUUGAAGGGUUUGAAUUAUUUCUCUGCUUCUUUCUUUGUUAGUUGUUAUUAUUCAUUGAAAAAGUAUAAAGGUCAUAUCUUGUGUUAUAA